AAUCUACAAUCCCUCCCCCGAUAAAUCUCCCUCUCUCUCUCUCUCUCUCUCUCUCUCUCGUGCGCGCUCUCUCUCUCUCCAUGGAAACCCACGCCCCGCAAACCCUAGAUCUCCAAAUCCAAACCCUAGCGGCCGAUCCCUCCCCGCAAACACUAGGGGCCCACGCCGACCCCUCCCACGAAACCCUAGCCCCGGGCGGCGCGCGCCAGGGCUCCGUCGAACGCUCGGCGGAGAACGGCGCCAACAGCGGCGGCGGUGGCGGCGGGGGCGGAGCGUCCGGGGGGGAGGAGGACGCGAGUAGCCGCCGCCGCCGCCGGAGCCGAUGGGACCCCCCGUCGGAGAGCGACCACUCCGCCGGCGCCGCCACCACUAGCGGCGGCGCCGGCGACGGAUCCACCGGCGGUGGAGGCGCCGGCGCUGGGGCUGGGGGGAGGAAGAGGAAGUCGCGGUGGGCCGACGAGGAGCCGAAGCCGGUGGUGCAGCUCCCGGACUUCAUGAAGGACUUCACCGCCGAUCUCGAUCCCGAGGUGCAGCUCCUCAACGCGCGGCUCCUCGAGAUCAGCCGCCUCCUACAAUCCGGAGGCCCCCUCGACGAUCGCCCCGAGGGGGCGCGGUCGCCGUCCCCCGAGCCCAUCUAUGAUAACAUGGGGGUCCGGAUCAACACAAGGGAGUACCGCGCCCGCGAGCGGCUGAACAGGGAGCGGCAGGAGAUCAUCUCCCAGCUCAUCCGGCGGAACCCCGCAUUCAAGCCCCCGGCCGAUUACCGGCCGCCGAAGCUCCAGAAGAAGUUAUACAUUCCAAAGGACUACCCAGGUUAUAACUUUAUUGGCCUUAUUAUCGGGCCGAGGGGGAACACCCAGAAGAGGAUGGAGAGGGAGACGGGGGCCAAGAUUGUGAUCCGGGGUAAAGGUUCAGUGAAAGAAGGGAAAUUGCUGCAGAAGAGGGACAUGAAGCCGGACCCUGCGGAAAAUGAGGAUUUGCAUGUUCUAGUAGAGGCAGAUACACAAGAAGCUUUGGAGGCUGCAGCUGGUAUGGUGGAGAAGCUUCUUACUCCUGUUGAUGAGGUGUUGAAUGAGCAUAAGAGGCAGCAGCUGAGGGAACUCGCAGCACUCAAUGGUACGAUCAGAGACGACGAGUUCUGUAGGUUAUGUGGCGAGCCUGGGCACCGGCAAUUCGCUUGCCCCGCACGUACAACAACUUUCAAGAGUGAUGUAUUGUGUAAGAUUUGUGGAGAUGGUGGGCAUCCCACCAUAGAUUGCCCUAUGAAAGGAUCUGGCAAGAAGAUGGACGACGAGUACCAGAAUUUCUUGGCUGAAUUAGGUGGGAGCGUCCCAGAAUCUCUAACAAAGUCGAGCUCAGCACUUCCUCUGCUUGGUUCGGGCAGUUCAGGAAACACGGCUGCGAAUGGUGUUAAGAAAGAGUAUGAUGAGACAAACUUGUAUAUUGGGUAUCUCCCUCCUACCCUUGAUGAUGAUGGAUUGAUCCGCUUGUUCUCGUCCUUUGGGGAUAUUGUGAUGGCGAAGGUUAUUAAGGAUAGGACCACCGGGCUUAGCAAAGGUUAUGGCUUUGUGAAAUAUGCAGAUGUGUCCCAGGCCACUCAAGCAACCAAAGCCAUGAAUGGGGCGAAUAUUGAAGGGAGAACUAUAGCUGUAAGAGUAGCUGGUAAGCCUCCUCAGCCCACCGUGGCCCCCGGACCUCCGGCGCCCCCAGCACCACCAUACCCUUCUCAGCAGUAUAUGGCUGGAGGGCAAAUUGCCAACCCACCACCCCCACCACCCCCUGGAAGUUAUAUGCCCGCUCCUGUGCCUUGGGGGCCGCCGGCUCCUUCUCCGUAUGCUCCAUAUCCUCCACCACCCCCUCCUUAUGGAAUACAUUAUCCACCGCCAGCUCAGACUGUUCCUCCCGGCACUGCACCGCAAACAGCAAUACCUUCUAGUGAAGGGAUGCAGAAUUACCCUCCUGGUGUGCAACCACCGCCACCAAGUUCUUCCAUGGCAGCUCAGCCUGUGCCUGCCAAUGUAUAUGGUGCUGCAGCUACAAGCAUUCCGCCAACCUAUCCACCACCUCCAUAUGGCUAUGCGCCUUAUUAUUCUGCUGUUCCUCCGGUUAUGCCACCGCCUGUUGAUCCAUCUCACAGCAUUGCAAGUGCACCUUGGGCUUCAAACCCUCCGCCACCCCCACCUCCUCAGCCUUCGUCUGCAGCAGAGCAGCCGGCGUCUUAUGGUGCUGAUACUGAGUAUGAGAAGUUCAUGUCGGAGAUGAAGUGAUGUUGAUGAAGUCUGAGUAUUGCUUGUACUGAGGAAAGGCUUGAAGUUUCUUGGAGCUAACAUCGACUUGAUUUAUUUCUUCUUGAUAUGAGUUGGUCUAGUUGGAAGUUUCGGACUCACAUCUUUAAACUUGAUGUACUAUUAUUGAUCAUUGCAGAGACUGCUGAGCUUAAAGAUGCAGCGCCACUGUUCUGGCGAAAAGCUGAUACCCUUGCUACAUCAAAUAUUAUAUGUUUGUGGGUUAUAAUUUCUUUCUUAUGCAGAGAAAUCUUCUCCAACCAUUAUUAGAACUUCUGUAGGAGCUACUAAUAAUGUCUUUAUUACGUUGUUGUUUGCUACCUAUCAUAUAACUUUUUUUGCUAUGUUUCAUUGGCUGCUACUCUAA
This is a messenger RNA of Ananas comosus (pineapple), 2652 nucleotides long. RefSeq names its product branchpoint-bridging protein. The transcript has 4 exons. Gene Ontology annotation, biological process: regulation of mRNA splicing, via spliceosome. Lineage: Eukaryota; Viridiplantae; Streptophyta; Magnoliopsida; Poales; Bromeliaceae. Bases 81 to 2267 code for a protein of 728 amino acids. The record is from RefSeq and is a predicted model, not a curated record. Gene Ontology annotation, cellular component: nucleus. Gene Ontology annotation, molecular function: zinc ion binding; mRNA binding.